CGUCGUCGAUGGACUCUUGAUGUCGUCGUGAUUCGCGCAGUUCUGUGUUCCACUGAUUCGGGGGAACCAUGCUGCGCUCUCUGAUUUCGACGGCAAGGAAUUCGUUGCCAUGUACUAGUGUGAUGCCUUGGAAUCCAAACACAGGCGGUCUUCUAUCCCCGGCUCCGAGCCUGUUAGAGCAAGUUCGAACGGUGACCAAGUUCGGUUGGCGCAAGGGAGGCCGAAAAACUGUGAAAGCGGCUCUCUCGAGAUUCUACAGAUUGAAUUGUGGAUUGUGGAUCCACACUCCAAUUGGACGAGACAGAAAAAUUUGGAGAAAAACUCCGGAGCAAGUUAAGGAGUUGAGAAAGCACGUCUUCUCCCGGAAGAGACACUCCGAGGUACUUGACAAAAUGAUGACUGAGAAGUUCAAGAAGCCCACGUAUCUACCGGACUCACCUUAUGAGCCUUACGAUAAUUUCAAGCCGCCACAACAUGUCUACAAGACGUACAAGUGAGACAGUGCACUGAUCAUGGAAAAUAAAUCUGUAUUUAGUGGUAA
Messenger RNA from Galendromus occidentalis (western predatory mite), 541 nucleotides. It is a transcript of the gene mRpL35, whose product is annotated as mitochondrial ribosomal protein L35. Gene Ontology annotation, molecular function: structural constituent of ribosome. Lineage: Eukaryota; Metazoa; Arthropoda; Arachnida; Mesostigmata; Phytoseiidae. The record is from RefSeq and is a predicted model, not a curated record. The transcript is spliced from 2 exons. Gene Ontology annotation, biological process: translation. Bases 69 to 497 code for a protein of 142 amino acids. Gene Ontology annotation, cellular component: mitochondrion; ribosome.